Messenger RNA from Lampris incognitus (smalleye Pacific opah), 3301 nucleotides. RefSeq names its product leucine-rich repeats and calponin homology (CH) domain containing 3 (gene lrch3). The transcript is spliced from 20 exons. NCBI's taxonomy places the organism in Eukaryota, Metazoa, Chordata, Actinopteri, Lampriformes, Lampridae. Bases 42 to 2276 code for a protein of 744 amino acids. The record is from RefSeq and is a predicted model, not a curated record. Gene Ontology annotation, molecular function: protein binding.
GGAGGUUAGCGUUAGCAUCUAGCUAACUAGCUUCCUCUGUAAUGGCGGCCUCGGUGUUGCUGGGGUCCGCGGACAACACCGGGCCUCACUUCGUUGUCGGGGGAGCCGGUUCCGGGAAUGUCACGGCCGGGAACGACGGGGGAUUCGGACCGGUCGGGCCGGCUUCGUGGAAUCGGUCUUUGGACCGGGCGCUGGACGAAGCCGUGGCCACCGGCUGCCUCAACCUAAGCGGCAGGAAGCUGAAGGAGUUCCCGCGGAGCGCCGCCAACCACGACCUGACCGACACCACCAGGGCCGAUCUGUCUCGUAACCGUCUGUCAGAGCUGCCGGUGGAGGUUUGUGUGUUCGUGUCUCUAGAGAGUCUCAACCUUUAUCAGAACUGUCUACGUUCCCUGCCAGACACCAUCAUCAACCUGCAGGCCUUAACAUACCUAAACAUCAGUCGGAACCAGUUGUCCAGCCUUCCUGCUGUGGUUUGCAGUCUGCCUCUGAAGGUUCUCAUAGCUUGUAACAACAAACUGCUCUCCCUGCCGGAGGAGCUGGGUCAUCUCCGGCAUCUGACAGAACUGGACGUGAGCUGUAAUGAGAUCCAGACAUUACCGUCCCAGGUUGGCCAGUUGGAGGCGCUGCGGGACCUCAACAUCAGGAGGAACCACCUGUCACGCCUGCCACCAGAGCUGGCUGAGCUGCCACUGGUUCGACUGGAUUUCUCCUGUAACAAAAUCACGUCCAUCCCAGUCUGCUACAGGAGACUGGUCAACUUACAGAGCAUUAUACUAGACAAUAAUCCACUACAGACCCCCCCAGCACAGAUAUGUAUGAAAGGAAAGGUCCACAUAUUCAAGUUUCUGAACCUGGAGGCAAGUAAGACGACUCCAGACCUCCCAGACUAUGACAGGAGACCCCUGGCCUUCAGCUCCUGUGGUGAGGAGCUGUACCCUGGUCGGCCAUAUGGAGCACUGGACUCUGGGUUUAACAGUGUUGACAGUGGAGACAAGAGGUGGUCAGGCAACGAGCCUUCAGAGGAGCUUUGUGAGCUUCCUGCACGCGUGGCGGAGAUCUCCAGAGACCACAGACAAAGGAGGAAGGAGGCCAGAGGGGGAGCAGGAGGCCCCCUGGUGUCCAACGGCACAUUGGAGUCUGAGUUGGAACAGAUCGAUUUUAUCGACAGCUGUCCGGGAGAGGAGGAAGAUGAAGAGAGGAGGAGAGGAGGAGGUGCAGGGGACAGCAUCAGCCUAAGCUCUCAGUUCAUGGCCUACAUAGAGAGACGCAUCACCAGGGAGGGUUCUCCUGCAAAAACCAACUCCUCAAGAGACUCCAGAUCAGAGGACACAAGGAGACACAACAGGAGUGUGGUUGACGGUGGUGUAACGGGGCCUUCUGGCCCUCAGAAUCAGAGAGCUGUGUCAGGGUUGGGAGCAGCGGGAGGUGCAGGGGGUGUGGAGCGGGUGAGGAGGGAGGCCCAGCUGGCUGCUCUGAAAUACGAAGAGGAGAGACAGAGGAGCCGCUCCCAGCAGAGAGACUCUGCCAUCAGCUAUGCCAAGUAUAAAGCAUCCCAAAGCCCCACCAAGACCGUUCCCGCAGAGGGUCAGAGCAUCUACCCCUCCAGACGCUCCACCCACACAGAUGACUCCGCCCUCUUUAUGGGGGAGGAGAGGACCACCCUGUCCCCCACAGCCAACCAAUCCCCUUCCUACCCCACAUCUGGGGGUGUGGCCUCCUGCCGAGCAGCCAAUCAGAGGCCUGAGAGCUUUUUGUACCGCCUCAGUCAGAAGGAAGAGAAGAGGAGAGGAGAUGGUGGAGUAGCAUCUCCUCCUACCACAGAGGAGGUGGGUUGUGGGACUCCUCGGAUCCUGCAUGGGGAGGAUGCAGAGCUGGUGGAUCAGCUCCGUAAGAACAUUGAGGCUCGGCUAAAGGUCUCGUUACCUAGCGACCUGGGAGCAGCCUUGACGGACGGCGUGGUGCUCUGCCAUCUGGCCAAUCACGUGCGGCCACGCUCAGUACCCAGCAUCCAUGUGCCCUCCCCCGCUGUGCCCAAACUCACCAUGGCUAAAUGUCGACGCAACGUAGAGAACUUUCUGGAGGCCUGUCGCCGAAUCGGAGUCCCACAGAGUCAGUUGUGUCUUCCUCUCCACAUCCUAGAGGAGCGAGGUCUCUCCCAGGUGGCGGGAACUGUCCGUGCUCUGCUGGAGCUGGCCCCGCCCAAAAACCCCCCGUCCUCUCCCGCUGUCACCACGGCAACCACCACCACCCCCGCCCCUCCCCUCGCCAUGUAGAGGGCGUCACGACACCCCCCCACCCUGCCCCCCCCCCGCACACAUCACAAACACACACACAUGCCAACAGACUGACUGACUGACAGACAAACUGAGGCAAACUAAUGGACAGAUGGAGAAAAGUUUUCUCUUCCUUCGUUUCUCUGAGUCACUUCUUCACUGCACCACCAGGAAGUGUUUAUGUUCCACCAUCUUAUUCCACUUAUUCUGUUGUUUUUAGUAGUAGUACAAGUAUUACUACAACCUAUUUUAAUGAUUCUUUUCUUACUGCGGUAUCAGUAACAGGGGGCUCUGGCUGUGUUGGGCAUCCUGGGUGUUGAAUCCCGUCUCCUGCUGCCUGCUGCCAGACUGAGGUCAGGAGGACAGUAGGACAGACUGUCUCCUGCUGCCAGACUGGUGUCAGGAGGACAGUAGGACAGACUGUCUCCUGCUGCCUGCUGCCAGACUGGUGUCAGUAGGACAGACUGUCUCCUGCUGCCUGCUGCCAGACUGAGGUCAGGAGGACAGUAGGACAGACUGUCUCCUGCUGCCAGACUGGUGUCAGGAGGACAGUAGGACAGACUGUCUCCUGCUGCCUGCUGCCAGACUGGUGACAGUAGGACAGACUGUCUCCUGCUGCCUGCACCCGGACUGGUGACAGUAGGACAGACUGUCUCCUGCCGCCUGCACCCGGACUGGUGACAGUAUGACAGACUGUCUCCUGCCGCCUGCACCCGGACUGGUGUCAGUAUGACAGACCGUCUCCUGCCGCCUGCACCCGGACUGGUGUCAGUAGGACAGACCGUCUCCUGCCGCCUGCACCCGGACUGGUGACAGUAGGACAGACUGUCUCCUGCCGCCUGCACCCGGACUGGUGACAGUAGGACAGACUGUCUCCUGCCACCCGCUGCCAGACUGGUGUCAGUAGGACAGACUGUCUCCUGCCACCCGCUGCCAGAGUGGUGUCAGUAGGACAGUAGGACAGAUCGUCUCCUGCUGCCUGCACCCGGACUGGUGACAGUAGGACAGACUGUCUCCUGCCGCCC